Messenger RNA from Thermothelomyces thermophilus ATCC 42464, 531 nucleotides. RefSeq lists its product as uncharacterized. The transcript has 2 exons. The record is from RefSeq and is a predicted model, not a curated record. NCBI's taxonomy places the organism in Eukaryota, Fungi, Ascomycota, Sordariomycetes, Sordariales, Chaetomiaceae. The annotation marks the transcript as partial.
GAGUCACGGGCCACUCGGCCGCGUUACACCAUCGAGAUCGAGUGCUUUCCCGAAGACGAGCUUGAGGAGUACUUGGCAGCGCUCUUGAGCGCAUACCGGGCGUUCUACCUCGAGCCCGACAGAGCAGAGCCACCGCGAGUCCAAGGAGACCCGGACAGGGCGCAGCGGAGCCGCCGCAUCCUCAAGACCAUCUUCGACCAGCAGCUGGGCUCGGCGGAGGAUGAAGAGUUUCUGCUGAGAGAGGAGGAGGAAGACAUCCUGGACGCCUUCAUGGAAUGGGCCCGCGAGAGGGAGGUAGCGUGUGGCGGUGCCCUUGAGGAAUCCUUCGAAACCCGGUCUGAGUGCCUCGAACGUCUCGAAAGCUGGACGAAUGCGCCAGUCGCAAAGAACAUCCACUUGUCCGUCAGGGCUCCCGAUGGGUCGCUUUUCACGGCGCACUUGCCUGCACGAGAUCCCAAUGGUAUCGUCGACUGGAAGCCGAACGAGAUCCAAGACAUGUUCAACGAGAUGACACAGUUUGAUAUUGCUUAG